GAGGCAAAGUUGCUCUCAGGCUAUUCCCAGUACGUUUCCGUCUUGGCUUACCUGACGGCGGAUUGGAUUUCGGGCAAUUGGGCUUCAUCAAUAUUUAAUUUCGAAUCCCUUUGCCUCAUCUGCGCAUCUCUUGUCCUGGAAUUCUUGGAAGACAUCGUGGUCACGUUCGG
This is a messenger RNA of Symbiodinium pilosum, 170 nucleotides long. The record is from the annotation of a GenBank genome assembly. Lineage: Eukaryota; Dinophyceae; Suessiales; Symbiodiniaceae.